CCGGCCCUGACCCGGACCGGCCUCGGUGACCUGUGUAUGACAUCAUCGGACCAGUUUGAGAAUUGCAAUACCUUUCAGGCAAGACAGUAAAAGCUGACAGAGCCAGCACCAAACAAGAACGUGCUUAUCGUUAUGGUUAGGGAACAGUUCACAUGUCGCUGGGGUAUCAUGGGGGCUGGUGCUAUAUCUGAGAAGUUCGUCAGAGACCUUUUGAUCGAUCCAAAAACUCGCGAAGUAUCUGAUGUCCAUCAUCGAAUCGCUGCAAUUGGUUCGAGAUCAUUCGUGAAGGCUGAGGACUUCAUCAGUCGCAUUGAAGGUCUGGAAUCGCAUUCGACCAAGGCAUAUGGUUCUUAUCAGGAUUUGGUUUCAGAUCUGGAAGUUGAUGUCAUUUAUGUCGGUACCCCUCAUUCAUCUCACUUCUCGGAUGUGAUGCUUUGCUUGGGAAGUAAUAGAAACGUGUUAUGCGAAAAACCUAUGACGGUCAACGCGGCUCAAGCUCGAGAGUUGUGUCGGGCAGCUAAAGAAAAACAAUGUUUUCUGAUGGAAGCUUUGUGGACUCGUUUUUUGCCUAUCACUCAUAGCUUCCAAAAAGUAAUUGCGUCGGGAGCAAUUGGCGAAAUUCAGCGGGUUGAUGCGGAUUUGAGCGUGGAUUUUGCUCCGGACUCGUUACCCAAUGACAAUCGUCUAGUCAAUCCGAAGCUGGCCGGUGGAGCACUUCUCGAUUUAGGACCCUAUCCAUGGACGAUGCUUGCACUCACAUUGCUUCAUCAAAACAUCAAACCCGAAUCAUCAUCUUUCCAUGACAACAAACAUGAAAAUCCAGCACCAACUGACCUAUCAAUACCCAAAAUAUCUGCUUCUGGUACUAUGUACACGCAUCGAAACGCACACCCCUCAUCUGAGCCAGUAGAUGGCUCAGUAAUCGCAGUCCUUGAGUUCCCUACUCCUUCUGGUCGAAAAGCUCAAGGUUUGCUCAUUAGCAGCAUGCUUCAAAAUACGAACGAAGACAGAGCAGUGACUAUAUAUGGUACCAAAGGUCGAAUCAGAAUUCCAUCUCUUGCCUGUUGUCCAUAUCAAUUUGGAGUUACCGUCUACCCAGAUCAAGCUGAAGGGAAUGCCUUACCCACGAGCCAAGGAAGAGACAACCAUCCGCAGGAGAAGAUCCAGUCGUUUGAGAUUCCAGGCAAUGCAAAAGGAUACAUGUGGGAAGCGGAUGAAGUUGCGAGAUCUAUAGCAUCCAGAAAGCUUGAAUCAAAACGUAUGCCCCACUCCGAAAGUAUAUUGAUGAUGGAAGUUUUUGACGAGAUUCGCAGACAGAUUGGAUUGAAAUACCCAAAUUCUAUUGAAUCAAUGCCCUAAUUCCUUGAGCAGAGGGUGAAAAAGUUUACAAGCUUUAAACCAAUCCACCAUUAAUAAAAGCAUAUAAGCUCCACAAAUGGUAACCUUAUGCUAUUGAAUUCAGAUGUAUCAGGUGAAUUAUUCAUGCUACUCAUUCAACUAUUUCCAGAUAUAAUGUACAUACCUUGCAGUACUAGUGAGGGGCUUCUUGAGGCAAGAGUCAAAAAAGCGGGUCCACCUAAAUCUGUUAAAUCAAUUGUCCAAUGAAGAAGAUUCUACAUUUAGUAGUUGUUGGGUCUAAGUUUUCUUAUUCCAGAAUCUCCUGGCUC
Molecule: messenger RNA, 1667 nt
Organism: Puccinia graminis f. sp. tritici CRL 75-36-700-3
Lineage: Eukaryota; Fungi; Basidiomycota; Pucciniomycetes; Pucciniales; Pucciniaceae
Exons: 15
Coding region: 133-1359 (408 amino acids)
Molecular function (GO): nucleotide binding
Source: RefSeq, a predicted model, not a curated record